CGCCGCCCCGGGCAUGUCGUCCAACUGCACCAGCACCACGGCGGUGGCGGUGGCACCGCUCAGCGCCAGCAAGACCAAGACCAAGAAGAAGCAUUUCGUGUGCCAGAAAGUGAAGCUAUUCCGGGCCAGCGAGCCGAUUCUCAGCGUUCUGAUGUGGGGGGUGAACCACACGAUCAAUGAACUGAGCAAUGUCCCUGUCCCCGUCAUGCUAAUGCCAGAUGACUUCAAAGCAUACAGCAAGAUCAAGGUGGACAAUCAUCUCUUCAAUAAGGAGAAUCUCCCCAGCCGCUUUAAAUUUAAGGAGUAUUGCCCCAUGGUGUUCCGAAAUCUCCGGGAGAGGUUUGGCAUAGAUGAUCAGGAUUACCAGAACUCAGUGACACGUAGUGCCCCGAUCAACAGUGACAGCCAGGGCCGGUGCGGCACCCGUUUCCUUACCACCUAUGAUCGUCGCUUCGUUAUCAAGACUGUCUCUAGUGAGGAUGUGGCUGAGAUGCACAACAUCUUAAAGAAAUACCACCAGUUCAUAGUGGAAUGUCAUGGCAACACCCUUUUGCCACAGUUUCUGGGCAUGUACCGCCUGACUGUGGACGGUGUGGAAACCUACAUGGUGGUUACCAGGAAUGUGUUCAGCCAUCGACUCACUGUGCACCGCAAGUAUGACCUCAAGGGUUCUACUGUUGCCAGAGAAGCAAGUGAUAAGGAGAAGGCCAAGGACUUACCGACAUUCAAAGACAAUGACUUUCUCAAUGAAGGACAGAAGCUACAUGUGGGAGAAGAGAGUAAAAAGAACUUCCUGGAAAAAUUGAAACGGGAUGUAGAGUUCCUGGCCCAGCUGAAGAUUAUGGACUACAGCCUGCUGGUGGGCAUCCAUGAUGUGGACCGGGCCGAGCAGGAGGAGAUGGAGGUGGAGGAGCGGGCAGAGGAUGAGGAGUGUGAGAAUGAUGGCAUGGGGGGCAACCUGCUGUGCUCCUACGGCACCCCUCCGGAUAGUCCCGGCAACCUCCUCAGCUUUCCCCGGUUCUUUGGCCCUGGGGAAUUUGAUCCUUCUGUUGACGUCUAUGCCAUGAAAAGCCAUGAAAGUGCCCCCAAGAAGGAGGUCUAUUUCAUGGCCAUCAUUGAUAUCCUCACCCCAUACGAUGCUAAGAAGAAAGCUGCACAUGCUGCCAAAACAGUGAAACAUGGGGCGGGGGCGGAGAUCUCAACUGUGAACCCUGAACAGUACUCCAAACGCUUCAACGAAUUCAUGUCCAACAUCCUGACGUAGUUAUCUUCCACUGUCAGCCAGAGCCAGAGCCAGAUGUGGGGUCAGGAAUUGAAAGAGGGAGAGCAAGUGUAUUUGGGCCAGAUGGGUAGGGAGCAGAGUGGGGGUAGGGGAGGGCUUUGGCAAUGAGACUUUAGCCUGUGCCACUGAAAGACCAGCGGGGGGAGGGGGCUGUGCUGUGUGUGUGCACAUGCCUACGCGAUGACGUAGCCAAGCCCUGCUUACCCUUGAUCCCCCCACCCAUGUGACCCAGGUUAAAAGUGGGUUUCCUUUUUGUUACCGUAUAACCUUUUAUGAUACCUUGGGGGUGGAGAUGAUUUUGUGGGUUUACCUUGGUUUUGUCGCUGAAACGUCAUUGCUCCAGGUUUGCUAUUUCUAAUCAAUGAUGUAUGUCACCACCCCAUCCACCUUCCCCAUCCCGCCCUGCUGCCAGUUCCCUUCAUUAGAGGUACCCCAUGCACCAAGGCAAGGGUCCUCGCAGAGCAGAGUGCUCUGAUGCCAGGGAAGAGGUCAGACAUCUCUGCCCUGCUGCAUCCUCAUCUUUUCUGGAUUAAUCUUAUGGAGUAUUGUACACAAUUUCCUCCACCUUUCUGCCUCAGAUCCAGGUGAAAUGUUACAUGAUUGACUCCUCCACCUAAAUGUUUUUCUCCCGAAGCAACACUCCAGAUCCACAUGGGGCAUCUUAGAUCAGAAUCUGAUCUCAGAGGGGAGUGAGUUCAUCCUCAUGGGAUGGUGAGGGGUGGUGGUGGGGGAACAACUGGACUUUUCAGCUGGUUCUCAGAGAACCUGUGAUCGUCAGCUGAGCCCCUAGAGCUCAGGUAUCAUUUAUAUAAAGCCUGCCUCCCACUGGGUCAGGAACUAGAAGGCCCCUUUAGAGUGAACAAGAUAUCAUGCUUACAUGGUUAUUUUCCUCUGGGAAAACCCUAGAAGCUGAUGAAUAUCAAAUGAGGUCUUACGUCUCCUUGCAUUUACUUCCUUCAACCCUUCUCCCAGGCACUCUUAUUCGUAGGUGAGCUUCUAGCUGGGGGCGCAUCUCCUGUGUCCAGGGUGCUCCUGGCAGAGAUACCUCUUCAAAUCCCUGGGCUACCACAGAGAUGAUCUGACUCCCCCGUGCCUGUUGUUUGUCACCUGGAUGUUUAUAGCCAACAGGAAGGGGUCUCCCCCGCCCUCUUGGAGCACGGCACCCAAGUGCUGGGUUGCUUCUGAGUCACUUGAAGAUGUGACCAAGGAAAUCUGAUAGAGGCUUGAUAUGGGGGUUCUACCCACCCCCAGACUUGGGGCUGCCUUCCCGAUACCACCUCUAGAUACUGAGCAAAUCUGCCUCUCCUACCCCCAGGCCUCAGCAUUGAGCCAGGUGUUGUGUGAUGCCACCAGAGCAGUCUGGUCCGGCCAAGAAAGGAGACAGCCCUGUUACUCUGCUUCUGGGGAAGCACAUUCCUGCACAUUUUCACCCCCUCGUUAGGAACUGGGGAUCUGAGAUGGAUAUGGUCAAACUUGUAAAUAACCACACAGAUGCAGAGGAAGUUUAUAGAGACAUUUUGAACAAAUGGAUUGAUAUCCGUUGACUCCCUCCAAACCUGGCCAAGCUCAGCUUCGGGAGCAGGAACCAGCACCGUAGGAGUAGAGGCAACAUCCUUGGACUCCACUGGGGCUGCUGGAGCCCUUCUGGAGAAGACAGGCCAGGGGCACAGAACUGCCCUGCCUCCAGAAGGGGCCACGUAGUUCGGAAUGUCAGUAGCAGCAAGGCCACCAAGUGAUCUGGGGAAGAAGCUGGGACCAGGUGACUCAUGAAGAAAACUUUAUCUCAAAAGGGAUUGUGUAGGAAUGAUGUUUGGACUUGAUUUCCCCACCUCUCAAUCAAGAAUGAAAAUUUGGACCUGCUCCUAGUCGGGUCAGCAUCUAAGCGUGGAAGGCUGUACUCCACAGCCUUGUGCUCCCUCCCUCCCACCAGCGUCCUGCACUUGGUUCGCAGAUCAUGUUGCCAUGAUAUGUAUGAAAACAUGUAACAAUCCUCCGGCUAAAGAUGAGCUACCAGGUAUCUAACUUUUUUACCAUUGAAUUUUUUGUGUGUGGUGUUUUUGUUUUGUAUAUUGUUUACAUUUUGAGAGGUAGCAUUCUGUUUCAAAUGCUUUUUGUUUUUCUGACAGUAUUGUUGAUUGGGUCAAAACAUUUGGCGUUGUGGUUUGGAGGAUUCUUUUUUUUUUUUUUUUUAAGGUCAUUUACUCUCUGUGCUAUCUUCAAAACCUUGGGUUUGGCCCUCUUAAUUCCUUAGGUAUUCAGAUGUUUAAGAGCUAUUUAUCUUGGUUAUACAUUUUCCUUUUCUUCUUUUUGUAAUGAUGAAGAUAUUAUAUUUGGUUUGUAAUCUGAAUGUAGAGAAAAUGAACUGAUUCCCAAGUCUAUGUCUGCCACUAACCCCCACCACCCCAGGGAAUCUCUCUCUGGGCAGUAGAAGGCAUCUGAAGGGAGGUGACUACAUGCAACCUCAUUCUUUGGAGCCAAGAAGAACAGUUCAAAGUCUUUCAGUAUCCCAGAGUAAUUUGGGGAUUUCCCAAGAACAAAGGUAUAAAAACGUAGGAUGUGGCUGGUAAGACAAAGUAUUGGUGGGAACAGGAUUUCCUUUCUGCUCCCUCCCUUCUGCCAUUUCACCAGUAACAGCUUCUCUCCUCCCACCCUUCUUCUUCUGAAGUCAGUGGCUAAGAAACUUUAGUCUCCCAGCCAAAAUAAGGGUUCUCUGAAAACUCUGCUUAGACCACUCGAUGAAGACCUCCAGCCCUUAUUCCUGUUAAUGAACCACUGAGUCUUUAUCUCCCAGUCUAGCUCCUUCUUCAGGCCCUGGGAUUGAGGCUUACAGGGAAGACUGGGAAGCCAGCAGUUCCAGGAGCACAGUGCUCCAUCUCCUUUUCUAGCUCAGGGGUUAGUGGCCUGUGGCAGGUGCCACGACUUGCUCCUUGUAGCUGUCUUCAUGGCACCUAAGUUCCUACCACAGGCAACUCUUCUUCCCCUUCCUGCCUAUUUCACUUUUUCCUCUUGCUUAUGCUCAAACAGGUCCCCUGGUAGUGUCCAGGCCAUGGCACUAUAGACUCCUCCCCUUCCUCUUCAGUCAGCCAGGGCCUGCCCUGAGGAGGUGGACCAAAGACCCAGGACUAAAAGUAGCCAGCCCUCACCUCCCCAUUGUCUUUUCACUAAUUCAUGCUGGGAGUGGCAAGAGAACUUCAGCACUCCCCAGCACUUGAACUAAAUGUUAGGGGUUGGAAGGGAUCUAUCACUUUUAAACAGUCCUUAGGGCUCUAGACAUGUGGCUCCCCCAAGUCUAAGGACCUCACCUCUCUCUCUGGAGAAGUGGAGUGGGGGAAAAGUCUAGCAAGAACACAGGACUCAAAGAGAAAAGAAAACAUUACAACUGCCCCCAAAUGUACCAACCAUGGGUGGGGACAGGAGGUAAUAACGCGGCUCUAGCCUUUCAGAGAUGCACCGUUUAUGAAGAGGACCUCCAAGUGGAAAAGAUUAAACAUGUCACACUAAGGUCUUCAGAGCCCAGGAAGGAAUAUUCCAGGAGCCCCUUCUCCUUGCCCAGAGCCAUUAUGUCAUCAUGUGAGGAGGUGGGAACUGACCACCUUGGGUGGAGGCCUGGCGCUGCUCAGCACACCCCAGCACCAGGCCAGAUCACUUCCAUCAAAGAAAUGUGAAUGAUGUUUAGGUUCAACUUUGAGGGAAGCAGGAUGAAUUAUCCCCCCCACCACGUGUGUGACUUCUCAAUCUCCCACUGCAACUUCCAUUUUUUAAAUAGGAAUUUUCAACCCCCUGUGCUUGUCUAAUGUCUGCUCGGAACGGUUCAAGACACUGUUACUGUUUUAAAAAUUGCAUGCAUGUUAAGAUGAAUCUCCAACCUGAGGGGAAAAAAAUAAAACUCAAAAAAGCUUUGUGUA
Erinaceus europaeus (western European hedgehog) is the source of this 5187-nucleotide messenger RNA. RefSeq names its product phosphatidylinositol-5-phosphate 4-kinase type 2 beta (gene PIP4K2B). Lineage: Eukaryota; Metazoa; Chordata; Mammalia; Eulipotyphla; Erinaceidae. Gene Ontology annotation, molecular function: phosphatidylinositol kinase activity. Gene Ontology annotation, biological process: phosphatidylinositol metabolic process. The record is from RefSeq and is a predicted model, not a curated record. Bases 14 to 1264 code for a protein of 416 amino acids. The transcript is spliced from 10 exons.